UUUGCCACUGGUGAAGAUUUCACUCUUUUGCUUCAUUGUUCAUUGUCCUCUAGGGCGACAUCAGGAAAAAUACAGAGGGGAAUAUACCUCUUUAAACAAACAAAAAAUCUAAAGCAGCAACUAACGUUCCUAUUUCCCAGUCAAACUCCCAUUUGUUUCAGCUGAACUGCCUACUCAUCUUCAAGCCAUCAUGAGCUGUAAGAAACGCAGGUCACAGAAGGUCUCCUUGGACACAAAGAGAAAUAUGAAAAUUGAGGACUAUUUUCCUCAGGUCAGUAAAGAACAACAGGGUAAUUCCAGUGUUCCUCAAAUGAAGAAUGGCUCCAGGAGAAGUCCAAAAGAUAUAACUAAUACUCAGGCUCAAGGACCCAAAGACCAGGCUAUAUCCCAAAAUAAGGUCAAUAAAGAACAACAGGGUAAUUCUAGUGUUGCUCAAAUGAAGAACGGCUCCAAAAGAAGCCCACAAGAUAUGAAUAAUAUGCAGGCUCAAGGACCCAAAGGCCAGGUUAUAUCCCAAAAUAAGGUAUUUUACAUCACCUUGGAUGUACACCACAGGAGAAACAAAAAAAUGAAACACAUGGUCGGAGGUAACGAGAGGGAUAGCUUAUCCACCGCACUUGACACUGUUAAGGCUGUCAAAGAAGAGAGAGAAACUCAGCAAGGCAAAGAAAUGCUGGUGCAGGGCACAGAAGGAAUUGAAGGCUACCUAAACCUUGGAAUGCCCCUCAGUUGUUUGCCUGAAAAUUGCCACCUGGUAAUUACAUUUGCCCAGAAUAAAAGUGACCAGAAUGAAGAGAACCAGAUAUUUGGUCGGCAUGAUAAGCCAUCUACUGACUGUGUCAAAUUCUUUAUCAACCCAAUUGGAAAGACGAGGAAAAGGAUUGUCAAACGCGGGGAACUUCACAAAGAAGGGGUCAGACUCUGUGUCUAUGCUUUCAAAGGAGAAACCAUCAAGGAAGCUGUGUGCAAGGAUGGCAGAUUUCUUUCCUUUCUGGAGAACGAUGAUUGGAAACUCAUUUUAAACCUGGACUCUGUUGUAGAAAACACACAGUGUGUUGAUGACCUAGAGGGCAAGCUCUUCCAGGUUGAGGUUGAGAAAAGGAGGUCGUCUAGGGCAGCAGCCACUCAGAGCCGUGACUUGGCAACCACUGAGAACUAUGGUGUGGUAACUGCUGAGAGCCGUGAUUUGGCAGCCACUCAGAAUUGUGAUUUGACAGCCUUUCAGAAUUCUGAGUUGGAGGAAAGAAACAUGUCUGUGGUGACAGGAGAAAUUGUGGCCCAGUACCCUAGUUUGAAAAGAGAAAUUGGAAAAAUUAGAGAAUGCUUCCAGAAAAAGAUUUUUAAAAGACAGGGAAAAAAAUUAUAUCUUGCACACAAAACAAAAUUUGGGAAACUGACAAAAAAUGCUACUCCAGUUGAAAUGCUCAAAUGUCUUUCUCGUCUCAGUGACUCAGUUGGGUACUUGUCAUGGGACAACAACGGAAUUCGGGGUUGUGCCACCUGCUUUGUUUUUAGAGGGUUGUUCAUUUUCACUUGUCGGCAUGUAAUACAGGACAUUGUGGGGAAAGGAAUAGAGCCAAGCAAGUGGGCAGACAUAAUUGGCCAAUGUGUGAGGGUGACAUUUGGUUACGAACGCAGCCAGGAAAGAGGGGACUACUUUUUCGUCAAGCCUUGGUUUGAGAUAUCUGAUGAAACUCUUGAUUAUGCUGUUCUGGAACUGAAGGAAAAUGGACAGCCAGUACCUUUGGGACUCUAUAAUGGAAAAUGUCCUGUGCCCCUUAGUGGGCUGAUAUAUAUUAUUGGCCAUCCAGAUGGAGAGGCAAAGUCUGCUGAUGCUUGUGCUGUAAUCCCUCAGGCUCAGCGAGCACAGAAAUUUCAGGAAUAUCUGCAGGCUCAGAGUUUCAAUGAGCAUAUGCAGGGUUUCUAUGAGCAUAUGCAAUUUAUCCAUAUGUUCACUCAAAGAAGUUUCCAGGAAAUGGCUCCCAGACGUGAUGUGAUUACCUAUGACACCAGUUUUUACUUUGGGUCUUCUGGCUCACCAAUAUUUGAUUCAAAAGGUUUAUUGGUGGCCAUGCACAGUGCUGGCUUCUAUAAUAACUACCAACCUGGGUAUUCCAGUAUCAUUGAGUUUGGCCCUACUAUGGAAUCCAUCCUAUGUGAUAUUAAACAAAACCACAAAGCUUGGUAUGAAAAAGUAUGCGUAAUUCCACAAGACAUAGAAAUGGUGAGUGUUGAGGAUCGAGGUAGUGAGAAUCCCCUCUAUUUCUGAAAUUUAAGAGAAUUAGCUAUGGAAUGUUAUUCCACAGGCGCGGAUGAUAGUUUUCUAAAUUCAAAAUGGUUGAUUGCUCCCUGACCAAUGUGGCUUGCUUGGUUGGCCCUUGUCCCAUAGAGCAAAAGGUGGCUGGGUAGAUUUCCAGCCAUGGCACACCCCUUGGUUGCGGGCCCAGCCCCUGGUUGGGGCAUGGG
Phyllostomus discolor (pale spear-nosed bat) is the source of this 2466-nucleotide messenger RNA. RefSeq names its product protein FAM111A-like. The record is from RefSeq and is a predicted model, not a curated record. The transcript is spliced from 4 exons. The coding region runs from base 191 to 2269 and encodes 692 amino acids. Lineage: Eukaryota; Metazoa; Chordata; Mammalia; Chiroptera; Phyllostomidae.